GUCUCAUUUGUGUGGGGUCUUACUUGAUAGCUUUUAUUUUUGUGCUGAAAUCUGGUAAUUACUGGCUGGCUCUAUUCGACAGUUUUGCUGGCUCUAUUCCCUUGUUAAUAAUUGCAUUUUUUGAGAUGUUUUCGGUCGUCUACAUUUACGGAAUAGACAGGUUUAACAAGGAUAUUGAGUUCAUGAUUGGACACAAGCCAAAUAUCUUCUGGCAGGUUACCUGGAGAGUUAUCAGUCCUCUCAUUAUGUUAGUUAUUUUCUUCUUUUAUUUUGUGGUGAAAGUCAAUGAAGAACUGCUCUACAGCGUUUGGGAUCCCAGCUAUGAGGACUUCCCCAAAACACAGAAGGUUGAAUAUCCCAGUUGGGUGUAUGCUAUUAUCGUAAUCCUCGCUGGAGUGCCGAGUUUGGCCAUCCCUGCCUUUGCCAUCUACAAAGCCAUCAGAAAUUGCUGCCAGAAAAAAAGUGAUCGCACGGGCCUUAUGAGCUCCACGUCUGAGACGUCUGUUAACGGAAACUUAAAGCAUUCAGCAUAG
This is a messenger RNA of Eurypyga helias (sunbittern), 533 nucleotides long. It is a transcript of the gene SLC6A19, whose product is annotated as solute carrier family 6 (neutral amino acid transporter), member 19. The transcript has 3 exons. NCBI's taxonomy places the organism in Eukaryota, Metazoa, Chordata, Aves, Eurypygiformes, Eurypygidae. The record is from RefSeq and is a predicted model, not a curated record. Gene Ontology annotation, biological process: sodium ion transmembrane transport. The annotation marks the transcript as partial. Gene Ontology annotation, cellular component: membrane.